GGUAUUUAUCGUUUUCUGUUAUCACAAUUUAUUGGAAAUAUCAGCUAUUACAACUCCAAUCUUUGAAAGUGCUAAAUUUUAUUUUAUUUUACUCGUCUAUUUUUGAAAUGUUAUAUUUAUAUUACAAUCUGUAGUCGGCUUUUUUUUUUGGCUUCUUAUUUAAUUGAAUAUCAUGGAGAAUACAUCGCAUAAUAAGCCUUCUAGGCUUCGGAUUAAACUUAUUACGAUGGGAGAGACAGAAGUUGGUAAAAGUUGUGUAGUAAAACGUUAUUGUGAAAGAAGGUUCGUACAUAAAUAUUUAACGACGAUCGGAAUUGAUUAUGGUGUGACUAAAGUGCAAAUUAAAAAUCGGGAUGUUCGCUUGAAUAUAUUUGAUAUGGCAGGGCAUCCGAUGUUUUAUGAAGUGCGCAACGAAUUUUAUAGAGAUGCUCAGGGAGCAUUAUUAGUGUUUGAUUUGUCUAGAAGGUGUACAUUUGAGUGCCUUGAUCAAUGGCUAAUAGAAAUGAAGAAUGAAAUGACCAAUACGAAAGAUGUGAACAAUAUGGUUGUAUGCGUAUGUGGAAACAAAGUUGAUAAAAGACGAGUUGUAAAUGAGUUAGAAGGACGUUUAUGGGCCGACUCUCACGGCUUUCAUUAUUUUGAAACUUCUGCACAAACCGGAGAAGGCAUUAUUGAAAUGUUCAAUACUCUUUUAGGAGAUAUAGUUGCCACUAUUGAGAAUGGAGGUACUAAAAUUCCUUUGGAUACCCAAUUGGGUUUCACAAAAGAUCAAGUGGACUUGAUACAUCGUUUAAAGAAUGCUAAAUAUGACCAUGAACAACUCGGUGUGCAUCCGAAUGCAGUAAAAGAAGAUAUCAACAAAGCUUAUCGCCGAUUAGCCGUACUUCUUCAUCCCGAUAAAAACAUUGCCCCUGGUAGUGAAGAAGCCUUUAAAAUACUGGUAGCUGCUCGUUCAUCAAUGUUAAAACGUUGUCUAUAGAAAUGGAAUAUUAGUAAGUUGGAUGUGUUCUUCAUCACCCCCACCGUCUUCGAAAUGUCAAAGAUAUACCAAAUGUCAAACAACGUUUUCGUCGUCAUAAAUGAAUAAAAAUAAUGUAUUCUAUAAUUUAUUCACAGUUUGUCCAAAAUAUCUAUCUUCUGUUGAUCUGAAACCUUUGUAAACCAAAAUGCUGCCUAUUUAUGCAUGGUGCCUGAUACCAACUUUUUAAAUAAUUUUUACAUCAAUAUCUUGAGUGCGUGUGUUGUGAACGACGAGUUUAACGUAACCAACUGAAAUUAACUUUUCCAUUUUUUGAUGUUUCUUUUAGGUGGGAAACUUAUGUCCAUCAAAUUAUUUUAUUUGGUUGUUACCUUUUUUUUAAAAUAUCACAAACCUCCUUGAGAAAAUGAAUCCCUUUUCUUCAUCGGUCCUAUUAAAACAACUUUUCACUUCUUUGUGCCAUAGCCAUUAAAAUGAAAGUGAAUUAAUCAAAUUAUUUGGAGAUCAAUAUCCCUUCUACCCUAAAUCACAUUUGAUAAGUUAUACCUAUAAAAGUCAAUUAAAGAUAGUAAUUACUUGAAAGCCCAUCGCUGUUUAAGAACGAAACACCGAAAUUCAGAAAACACAAUUAGUACGUAUAAUUGUGUAUGUAUUUGUAAUGAGCUGAAUACAGCUUCUUGCAUUCAGUGAGUCUUUAGGUAUUGUAAUUUUCAGGUAUACACAAAGGAGCCUGAUUGUGUAUUACUGGUAUUGACAGUAAUAUAUAUCCAUGACAGUUUUACUGCUAGUGAUCCUUAAACAUCUGAAAGACGAACUUAAUUCAAAUGCAAGUUCAAUUGAAAAUCGUGAAGCAAAAACUAUGCGAUCUUUUGUAAAACAACCGAAAAUUGCGAAUGAAAAAAAAAAAAAAUGAUGUGAGGGGAGCAGAGAGGUAUUGUGUCAGAAUAUGGUUCUUAUAUGCCUGUCCCAAACAUCUCUCACAAAGCUGACUUGACAAUUUUUUAUCAUUUCAAGAUAAAGUAUCGAUAUUUUUCUGAAGAAACUGACCAAAUUAUGAGUCGUCUCAAACUUACGGUUUAGAAUUAGUAGUCCAGCAAACAAUAUUUCUAUUAAACCAAAUAUAUUGUUUUAAUUUAAUGGUUAUCAUUCCAGGGUUAUUGGAUGGAAGAAAUACCGUUGAACAUGUGUUAUUUAAUUCAAUCCAGCUGGGGUCUUAUUUUAUCUUUUAUCCUUCCAAGGUUGAUAAAAUAGUACUAGUAAUGUUCUGGGAUCACUUUUUUUUUUUUUUGCUAUACCAAUUCAUUACAAAUUUACACUCCUUGUGCAUCAUCAUCAUCACGUCUACUUUUCCAUACUUGCAUUGGUCAUAUGAAAUGCAUUGAAGCAGAUUUUCUAUGGCGAGAUGCCCGUCUUGUUACCAACCCUCACCUGUUUCCAUUGAUUAUACUUACCUAUUGUUUUUGCCACAAAUGAAGUUCCUGUUAUUAGUUUCUCCAAUCUUGUAGAAUUUGCUUUCCAUAAUAUUUAUAUUCCAAUGAUGAAAUUGUUCUACUUUAUAAAUUGUGUUUGUAAAUUGCUAUAAAUCUUUGAAACAGAUGAAACAGUAACUGAUGAUGUUUAGGAAGAUUUAGCUAUGUUAAUAUUGGCUUAAUGAAAAAGUUAUCAAUUUAUGUGUGCAUGUGUUGCUUUUCAAGUUUUUGUUUUUUUUUGUAACCAAAUUCUUCUUUUGAGUAUUUACUAUUUCAUUGCUCUAUCUCUUGUAUUUACAAUCAUUAUGAAGACAUCUCAAGGCAGCAAGCUGGCAGAAUCAUUAGCACACCGGGUGAAAUGCUUAGUGGUAAGAGAGGAGCACUAAACUUCUUUCCUAUACUGCUAUUCUAGGACAUAAAUAGGCAUCAGGCGAAGAAACUGUGUGAUUAAGACCAUGUAGUUCAAAGUUUGAUCUUGUUGUGUAUCACCUCAAGCCAGUGCCCUAGGACAAGAUCCACAGCUUCUGCGGCCGAGUGAAUAUAGAUAAAUUUGUUAAUUUCUUUAUCCUUAUUUUUAUUAUACUUGGCUCUUCAUUGUCAUAUGUCUGAAAAGCAGUAAAAUUUAUUCAAAUUUCAAAAAUGGUAAAUGAAAGUUGUAGAGGAAGAGAAGGGCUACAAAAAAAAAAAACAUAAAACACUAUGAUAGAAUUUUUUUUCGUGUUAAUUCGAAUGACAUUGAAACAAAGAUUAAAAUAAAUGGAAAGAACAAAAGCAUUUAUCUGACAACCCAAUGUUUAGUGUUUCAUGUCAGUUGUAAGACAUUGACUAGAAGCACUAAGCUUUACAUUCAGGAGGCUAUUUUAUAGUUACACUUCCUAGACAAAUCAGUCAGCUGUAAGAAUCUGCUUCAUUGGUCCUGCCAACUUUACCAGUUAUAUGUACAUAAUUAACAGAUAUUCAACAAACACAGACCUUGAUUAUUCUUUGAUAUUAAAUGCCCCCCCCCCACUCAAUUUUUAAAACCAGAUUAUUCUAGAAUGCCUUGAUUAUGGAGGUACUUCCUAGAUUUAAAAAGCAUUUCAUUCUUUAAAAGUAAAAGAUAGAAUAUUUUAUAUUGUGAUAACCAUUUAAAAAGCUCAUAAUGUACUUCAAAGUUUGAUCUUGUGUAUCACCUCAAAACCAGUGUCCUGGGGCAAAAUCCACAGCUUCUGUGGCCGAGUGAAACAAAAUCCUGAAAUACCGUGAUCUGUCGCCCAACUACAUUUUCCAUCCUGUGGCGUCCGAGACGUUUGAUGGGCUCGGACCACUAACUGCGAGAUUCCUGUUUUCACUGGCAACUCGCCUAGCAGAGGUAACUGGUGGGCCUUAUUGAAGGCGCUUGGCUGUUCAAGUGCAUCAGCCUCGCUAUCACCCGUGGCAACGCUGCAAGCAUGUUGCUAUGCCUCAAUAUCCAUUUGACAGGUUUCCCAGCGCCCCCAACUUUUCAACCCAAAGUGGUGAAUUGUUUUUCUUUUUCUUUUUAAUUUUAAAAAAUUGUGUUCUCUGUUUUGUCCAAUUUUCUAAUUUAAUUUUGUAAAACGGUAAACACUGUGAAGGCAAUAAACUUUAGAUAUGAACCAGUAGUUCCCAACCUUUUCAAAGUGAUUCCCAACCCUUUUAUUUAAAUGACUUUUCCCAUGGACCCCUUUUAAUAUGCUUAUCCUUAUGUAUAUAUAGGUAUAUGAAAUUUUGAAUUUAGUUCACGGACCCCCAGUACUAACUUUGCGGACCCCAGGUUGGGAACCACUGAGAUAAACCAAUGUUUUGUGAGUAAAAUUUGCUUGUAUAUUUGUGUAUACCGGUGUAAAGACCUUGUAUAGUGAAGACCACUAAAGGGAAGCAAUUCUCUUAAGGCCCAUAAACCAUGCAAAUUCAGCUAUAAAGAGAUCAAUAUAAUGAGUUUUAAACUAAAUACUAGAGCUGAUAUUAUGACUAAAUACUUUUAAAAGUGCUGUCUUGGUGUAGCUGCAGUCUAGUGAUUGGAAUCAGUAAAAGAAUAUAGUAUUAUUUAUAUUUUUCUUUUACUUUUUAAGUAUUUUAUUGAAAGUAUUUUAUUCUACAUCUGUGACCUGGUCACUGAUAAACUAUUCACUGUAUCUCUUGGUCAAAUCCCUUGUCAAGUAAGUAACAUCUCCCUUCUGCAACCCAGUCACUGAUACAGUUCCAUUGCCUCUGUUGAAAAUCAGUUGCGGGUCAGUUUUUAUAAACCUUUCUGUUUUUUUUUCUUCUUUCCUUUUCAUUUUCCUGUUACUCUGCAAAGAAGCUUUGCAAAAGUUACAUGACAGAGCAUCUGUGAUAGCAUUAAGAAAUCUAGGAUAAUGUAAGAUUUCGCAAUAGAAUGACAUGACAGGAUGAAAGGCAAAGUUUACCUCAGCAGAGUUUGAAUUCAGACGAAAUGUUGCUAAGCAUUUUGCUUGGCAUGCUAAUGAUUCAGCCAGUUCACCACCUUUCAUAUAUAUUUCAUAUUCAUGUCAAGAUAUUAACAAAAGGCAAUUAACUAAAACUAUUUAAAAACGUUUUCCAAUAUUCUUUUACUGGUUUCUCUCAUUGAACUGUGGCCAUACUACAGCACCACUUUCAGUGCUUUUAGUUGGUUAUAUCAAUCUCACUACUUAUUUCAGUCUAAUAUUUUGUAAAUAAUUGAAUAAUCCCCCAUAAUAUUAUUUAAAUUUCAGUUAUUCAAUAAACUCAAUUUCAGCAUGAGUUACCUAGACCAUGCUGAUCUAGGUAACUCCUUAUUUGUUAAUUAGUUCAUACAGACAAAAUUAAAUAACUUCAACACUUUAGAUUGGCAGGAUUGGUAAUGCUUUGAACAAAAUGGCUGCAGUAUUUAAUUAUGGGCCUUUAUAUUCCAAGUUUAAACACUACCAAGAUCAACUAUGCUUUUUACUUUUCCAAAUUUGAUGAAACAUGAUACCAGUCAAGUAUUGGAGUGAGUGAAACUUCCUUGAUGUGAAUGAAAUUACUAAGUUACUGUUGUUCUGAAUAUGAUAAGCGACUAAGUUACUGUAUAUUAUUAGCUUGUUAAUCAUCAUUAUCCUUUAAUACAUAUCAAAAUCUUAGAUUUUUUUAAAGAUAGAAAUAGAUUUUGUUUACUUUUAUUGGAAUAUAAAAUAUUGAUUUCUAAAAUAGCUGCAAGGCCUCAAAUUUGGGUGGAGCGUUACUGUCAAUUAUAUCAACCCUGAUAUCUUACUGGUACUUAUUUUAUUAACCUCAGUAGGAUCAAAGGUAAAGCUACUGACCAUAUGAAGAUUCAAAAUUAUAUACUGUAAUUAAUUAGGUGUGAAAUAUUACAAUUAUAGUUUUAAUUAAAUAUUAACAAUAAUAGUGAAUUUAAACAAGCAUAAUGGCAAAAGAAACCUAAUGUCUCAGUCAAAGCUGUUAAUGAAAUUCAUAUUUAAAAUUGUAUUGGAGAAAUUUUAAUUUUUGUUAGAAGCCUCUUGUGAUUGAAUGAAAAUAUUUAGUAACUCUUAAUGAACUGUUGGGUCAUAUUUGUAUAUAUAUAUAUAUAUAUGUAUCAUAGACUACACUAUUUAUUUUAGAUAAUAAGGUGUCAUUUGAAGAUGUGGCUAUUAUUUCUAGCAGGUCCAGAGACUGUCUAGUUGCUCCCUUCAAAUUUAAGGAAAAUAUUGAUAUCCAAUUAUAAUUUUCUGUAAUUUUCUGAUUCACUAAGAAUUCUACUGAAGAUAAUGGUAAACUUUCCAUUUUGAAAUUACAAUUACUUUAUAUAUUGGAGUGAAUUAAUAUGGGUGUAUUGAUCUCAGUCUGUUAACUCUGGCAAGAAUGAGUGGAUGAGGUGAAAUGGCUCUAUUAGUAAAUCAGUCUGUAUCCCAGCCUGAAUAUGAUAAAACCUUAUCACCACUCAACAAUAUUCUACUAUUAUUCCAUUACAUUUGUGUAUGAUAUUUUCAGUAAUUCCAAUAGAAAAUUAUCACUUGCUUUAGCUGAUAACCAUUAAUUAAUUCACCGUUAUUUAAUUUCCAGUUUUUAAAAUUUUUAUUUUAUACUUUAGAAGGACAAUAAAAGUAUUAGUAACCGACCAAGAUUAGUUACUUUACUCCUUACAAAAAUAGUAAUUUUCCUAAAUAAAACAUAAUAAUUGUUAUUGCAGAAGCUUGGAAUACAAAUAGAGAAAGAAAAUAGUUUCUAUUUCAUAAAAAAUAUGGACAUCUUCAAAAACAUAUGUUCACAUCCCCCACUUUAUGUCAUUCUUUAAGCCUCUUAAUAUUAACCUCCCAGAACUGCUUCAUGUUGUAUGACAUAAACUUUACUGUCUUAAAGUGAUCUAAAUUAAAAUGUUCCAUCAGUGUUUCAUGUUAAUUUAUAUUCUAAACAUCAGCUUAAUACCAAAGUUAUUCUGCUAAAUUCUUCAUUAUUUUCAAAAUUAAUUGUAACAAUGGCAGCGUAUUUCAUUAGAAAUAUAGUAACAAAAGGGGUUAAACUUUGUCUUAAAUAUAGUAACCUGACUCUCUUUUUUUUUCUCUUUUUUUUUUCUCUUUUUUUUUUGCAAUCUCUGGUUUAAUUUAUUUUCUGUUGAUGUUGUUAAGCCCUAAAGUCUGCUCUGAUUGAGUAGGUCUAUGAUCAAAAAAUAUUCCAGCCAUGACCAUCCCAACUAUUUGUAUAUAUCAUAGACUACACUGUCCAAUGUGCCUUUGUUUAUUUAAGACAGUAGGGUGUGAUUUGAAAAUGUAGCUAUUACUUCUAGCAAGCCCAGUGACUGUUUAGAAGCUCUCCUCAAAUUUAAGCAAGAUUUUAAUAUCCAGUUAUCAUUUUCCUAUUAUUUUCCACUUCACUAUCAAUUUUAAAAAGUUAAUAGUGAACUUUCAUGUUUGAAAUUGCAAUUACUUUAUGUAUUAAAGCAAAUUAACAAGAAUUAAUGUACCAUCUAGUCAUUACUCUUUUACCUGUUUCAGUCAUUUGACUGUGGCCAUGCUGGAGCACCGCCUUUUUAGUCGAGCAAAUCGACCCCAGGACUUAUUCUUUGUAAGCCUAGAACUUAUUCUAUCGGUCUCUUUUGCUGAACCGCUAAGUUACGGGGACAUAAACACACCAGCAUCAGCUGUCAAGCAAUGUUGGGGGGGGACAAAUACAGACACGCAAACAUAUAUACACACCACACACACACACAUACAUAUGUAUAUACAUAUAUGCGACGGGCUUCUUUCAGUUUCCGUCUGCCAAAUCCACUCACAAGGCUUUGGUCGGGCCGAGGCUAUAGAAGAAGACACUUGCCCAAGGUGCCAUGCAAUGGGACUAAACCUGGAACCAUGUGGUUCGUAAGGAGGCUACUUACCACACAGCCACUCCUACACCUAUAGAUUUUGUAUUCAUGUAUUAUGUCAAAGGAAAAAAAAUCAACAUGUCAGCCGCCAUCAGUUACGGAGUGAUUGACUCCAGCCAUAAAUCAUAAAUAUUGGGGACUAAGUGAAGUAAAAUAUCUUGAUUGGGAAUGAAACCUGACCCAACACAGAGAACUUGCUUACACUCUACAGCCCCUCACAUAUAUUAGAAUAAUUAUAACAAUUAAUCUAUCAUUUGAGCUUCUUUAUUUUUACAUAUUCUUUACAUUGAAAUCCUGAUUGACAUACCGAAUUUACUUCUGUUUAAGUUGUACCCCUAAUUUAGUAUUAAACCUUGGUACAAAAUUCUUUUCCCUUCAUAGUUUUAAUUUUGCCACACAUAUAAGUCGAACUCUAGUUUUUUCGUUUAAAAUCAACUAUAAAACAGUGAGGCUUAUUCAUGAGUAAACAUAAUACGUUUCCAAUCUUGGUGUUGUGCAAAUUUCUUGGGGAAAAAAUGCAAGUCUACAAAAACUAUCAUUUUUUGCUUCAAAUAAAAUAUAUCAACUCUUGCAGGACAAAAAUAAACGAUUUGCAGUAAAUGGUAAUAUUUUAGUGACUUUUUUUUCCAUAACAAAUUUAUUUGUUUGUAUCUUAUGAGAAUUCCAGCUAAUCAACCAAAUAUGUUUUGUAUUUCUUUCUAAGUUAAUUAUAACUUUCCGUUAAUUUUUAAACUGUCAACGAUCUACGAAAAUUUUAUAUUUAUAUUUCUAAUAUUUAUAUUUUUGCAUGAAAUUAACACUUGAAAUAAAAAAAAGUCUUUUUUAUCA
Octopus bimaculoides (California two-spot octopus) is the source of this 8596-nucleotide messenger RNA. Its product is annotated as dnaJ homolog subfamily C member 27. The record is from RefSeq and is a predicted model, not a curated record. Gene Ontology annotation, molecular function: GTPase activity; GTP binding. NCBI's taxonomy places the organism in Eukaryota, Metazoa, Mollusca, Cephalopoda, Octopoda, Octopodidae.